AUGGAAAGAGAAAUACAUGGAUCUGACUUUGAGAUUGCAUACGUUUCCCCGGUGCUUGAAGAAGAUGGCAAUAGGCUCGGAAUAAGAUCUCCAAAUGGCCGAAAAAGACGGAGCUAUGGCUCUAGUGAGCCCGUUUCCUCGAUCGAUCCAGACGGCUUCACCAACGAAGAUUUUCGGGUGGGUGGUCCGUACCUCUGCACUUUGCCGGCUCAUACACUAGUUGUUUCGGCGGAGGAUCCUGCUUUCAAAGCCAUGCAAGACGGUAGUAUCCUCAUGAAGGUGCAGGAAAUUAUGUCUGAAUUUCUUGGUACCCCGGGAGGUAGUGUUUUUACGAGUUCGCUCUUCGGAAGAAAGUCUUCCGUCGGCGCUCAGUGCGUUCAAAUUGCAACAAUCCUCGUUUUCACGGAGCGCUACAAACUGGAUGAUAAAUGGCUCAACACUUCAAAGUUUGUCUGGAAAUACUUGCAGUCGGUUAGUCUUGAACACGUCACUGUUGAAAUUAUCGAUCAAAGUAGGCUGGACGAUGGCCUUGCAACGUCUCUUAUUCUUAGAGAGGAUACGAUUUUUGACUUAUGGGUAGCUGUAUUCGGAGCCAUCAAAGCAAGUGUUGACUUAGCAGAUGUUCAGACAAUUGCAUGUCUUCGUCGAGGAUUUUCAAACAGCUUCCCAGCUGUUUUGGUCACUAUCAAUAGAAAUAGUCAGAGAAGUUGGACGGGGUUUUGUGAAAGGAUCGUCUCUAUCCUCGGCCAGUAUAACCUCGGAAUGAUAGUUGUUGAGAUCGGGAAGGACGAAAUUUAUCGCGGAAUGAACAACAUGCCUUUUGAAAUGGAAACAAGCAUCAGCCAAGAAGAUUUUGAAGGACCCCACAAGCCAGGCAAAAGCUUGGCACCAAAAUCAAAUGAACAUGGUUCCGAAAGCCUCGGGGGAUUUUUGAAACUGAAAUUUCAGAAUGAUGUAUGGCAUCAGUUCGCCGUGACAUGCUUCCACUGCAUAAUCCCCUCUGGCUCUAACAGCCAACAACCAAAAGACCGCAAGCUCAAUUUAACUUGGUGCUUCUUUAUAUAA
This is a messenger RNA of Penicillium taxi, 1065 nucleotides long. RefSeq lists its product as uncharacterized. Lineage: Eukaryota; Fungi; Ascomycota; Eurotiomycetes; Eurotiales; Aspergillaceae. The coding region runs from base 1 to 1065 and encodes 354 amino acids. The transcript has a single exon. The record is from RefSeq and is a predicted model, not a curated record.